GAAAACGAUAGUGAAAUGAUCCGUGAGGCGUUCCGUGUGUUCGAUCGAGACGGUAACGGUUUCAUAACUGCCGAAGAGUUCAGAUACUUUAUGACACAUAUGGGUGAGCAAUUCAGCGAUGAGGAAGUCGACGAAAUGAUCGCUGAGGUUGAUAUCGAUGGUGACGGUCAGGAAGUGACUUAG
Messenger RNA from Anisakis simplex (herring worm), 183 nucleotides. The record is from the annotation of a GenBank genome assembly. NCBI's taxonomy places the organism in Eukaryota, Metazoa, Nematoda, Chromadorea, Rhabditida, Anisakidae.